This is a messenger RNA of Rosa rugosa (rugosa rose), 486 nucleotides long. RefSeq lists its product as uncharacterized. The transcript has a single exon. NCBI's taxonomy places the organism in Eukaryota, Viridiplantae, Streptophyta, Magnoliopsida, Rosales, Rosaceae. Gene Ontology annotation, molecular function: RNA-DNA hybrid ribonuclease activity; nucleic acid binding. The record is from RefSeq and is a predicted model, not a curated record. Bases 1 to 486 code for a protein of 161 amino acids.
AUGAAAGUAAAUGUCGAUGGAGCUUGGGAUAGUGAAUCCCUUAAUAGUGGGAUAGGGGUCAUUAUAAGGAACCACAUGGGUUUCUCUAUAGCGGGGGCGAGCAUCCAUGAAAAGUUCAAUUCUGCAAUUGAAGCAGAAGCAGCUGCUGUUGUUAAAGGCCUGCAACUAGCAGCACACUUGAAGCUGCAACAGAUUAUUUUGGAAGGUGAUUGUCAGGAGGUAAUUUCGGCCAUGGAGGACCCCUCUGUGAAUCCCAACUGGAGGAUCUCCCCGAUGAUUGCUAUGGUGGCUCAUCUCCAACCUCUCUUCAGAGGGAUUAAGUGGAACUGGAUCUCACGAGAAGCUAACCGUGUUGCAGACGCAGCGGCGAAGCUAGCAAAACUGAGGUUGUGCUCCCAGGAUUGGGCCAACAGGCCCCCGACCUCUCUUCUCUCUAUCUUGAGGAAUGAUGGCCUGCCUGGUCCCCCUUCUUCUCUUGACUGUUAG